Acanthaster planci (crown-of-thorns starfish) is the source of this 3520-nucleotide messenger RNA. RefSeq names its product ribophorin II (gene rpn2). The record is from RefSeq and is a predicted model, not a curated record. Gene Ontology annotation, cellular component: oligosaccharyltransferase complex; membrane. NCBI's taxonomy places the organism in Eukaryota, Metazoa, Echinodermata, Asteroidea, Valvatida, Acanthasteridae. Gene Ontology annotation, biological process: protein N-linked glycosylation.
ACUUGGCAACACUCCGCUCAACACCCGUCCUUUCCUGAUUGGACCCCCGGAGACUCAUCAAAUCCACCAUGGAGAGAGGUGCCAUACUCUUGGUGUUCCUGCUCUGCACUGUCCUAGGACAGGCGCUUAGCCCCAUCACAAUCUUAUCAUUGGAUGACCAAGCCAAGAUCAAGGCAGUCUUUGCCUCGGCGCGUCCCUUCACUGAUUUAGCCGAAGCCCACUACUCCAUCCUGGGUCUCAAGCUGUUCAGUGUGCCCAUUCCUAAUCCGCAGGAGGCUUGUACAUUCUUGAAGGCCAAGCUGGACCCUAGUAAUGUGGAGUCAGUAUACCAUGCUACCACGGCUGCAAAGGCCCUGGAGAACUGCAAGGUCACCGUUAAUGAGCAAUCGAUAUCAUCUGCCAUCAAUGACAGCGUUGACAUGGCAACGCUAUUCUAUGCUGUGUCAGCCCUAACCACGCUAGGCCUUAAAUUCAGUUCUACAGAUGUCCUGAAAUCAUUGGAUUCAGCACUCAAGAAGGACGACGGCGUCACUAGUUCAAGCUACGCGCUACAUAUUGCAGCUCUGCUCCCCGCUGAGACAAACAUGGACAAAUACUUUGAUCUGGUUGAAGAUAUUGUUGCCCAGGCAGACGAAGUGGAUGAAAAAUAUUUGCAGUUUGAUACCUUAUUCCAGAGUGGCCUCUUUUUAGAUGGAGCUUAUAAGCUGGCUGCAAAAAUCAACAAGAAGCCACUUAUAACCGAGGAUCAAGCAGUGAUGCUCGGUAACUUUGUCUUGAGCCGCAAGUCAACACAGACGGUUGCCAAUGCCUACAGCGUCGUCAUUGGAGCCAGGGCCCUGGCUAGUAACAAGUUCCAUGUGCCUGUGUCAUUUACCAGAGUUGGGACCAUGGCUGUCUCCACCGAUGCUCCUAAUGUCAAGGUUCAAGUCUCUAAUCUAAUGGCAGGCAGUGUUGGCAAGCUAACCGUGGAAGCCACAUCGAUAUCUCCCAAAGAUGGGGGGAAAGCAGUUGCCAAGGACCUGGUCUUCGAUGGUACCAAACAGCCGACGGAGUACCAGCUGAACCUCAUGGAAUCCAAGCCAGCACCUGCCUUCUAUGCAGUGGCUCUAAAGGCCACACCUACUUCUCCGAACCCUGCCCUGAUUGGCCUCAGCGAGGGGACCAUGCUUGUCAAGGUCACGACCGAGGUCACUGUGGACAACAUGGAGAUCUCCGUCAUCGACAAGGACCAGUCUAUCACAGCUAAGACCGUCAAGGUUGUCCACCCCAGGAAGGUGGACAAGGGUCUGGAAGCUGACCAUCACCAGAGCGUGGUCUUGAAAUUCAACCUGAAGGACAAGGCUGGACAACCGCUAUCCGUCCACCAGGCGUUUGUUCGCUUGUCCAACAUCAAGACAAAGCAAGAGGUCAUCUUCACAGCUGAUAGCGAUGCGUCCAUGAUGUACAAGUUCAGUCUUGAUGUUGCAGAGAGCGGUCGCGAGUACUUCAACCAGCAGUCUGACAAGUACACCUUGGACCUCAUCAUCGGCGAUGCCAUCAUCAUGAAUCCCUUCUCCUGGAACUUGGCUGAUGUGACCCUGAAAUUCCCAGAGCAGGAGGACACCAAGCCUGCUGGCCAGGCUCGCUAUGCUGAGCUGCCCGAGAUCAAGCACAUGUUCCGUGUGCCGGAGAAACGGCCCCCUACCGCCGUGUCCACCACCUUCACCGUGCUGUGCCUCGUCCCUCUACUGAUUCUCAUCAUUCUGUGGUUGAAACUGGGUGCUAAUGUGAAGGGCUUUACGUUCUCUAUCGGUGCCAUCGGCUUUCAUCUUGGACUCGGAGCCAUUCUGGGCUUGUUCUACUGCUAUUGGGUCUAUCUCAACAUGUUCCAGACGCUGCAGUACCUCGGCCUCCUAGGCAUCUUCACCUUCCUCACUGGCAACCGGCUGCUAAGCAGUAUCGCACAGAAGAAGCGUGAGAAAUAAGUCAUCGAGGAAAGCAGCGGCCAUUUUAUAAUUGUGAGGGACAUAGCAAGUCUUUACUGAUGUGGGCAAGGUUGAAAAUUGGUCAUUACUUUUUUGUUGUUGUUUUUCAAUGUUUUUCAAGAAAAAAAGGAGAAAUCUGUGAAACUGGCAUAAAAAACUGAUUUGUAUUUGCUCUAGCAUAGAAUUUAGGCAAAGUUUUAAACUUUUCUACAAAAUACAAGGAUAGGAGGACAUUCUAUUCUGAUUUGCCUGUUACCUUAGCGGGAUUUAAAAAUACUGGAUUUUUUUUUUAAAGGCAACUUUUUCAAAGUGAUCCCACUGUGCGGAGUGAGAACAAGUUGCAAUAUUUGCAAAAGGAGCGGAGCUGUCUGUGGUUUCAAAAUCCAAGCCAAAGCUGGAAAUAAGCCAAAUUCAGACGUAGCCUGAAGCCGUGUCCAAAUCAGAUAUCCAGUGGCUAGGACUUUAUUGUUUGUCACAAGCUUGUCGCCACAGCCACAGACAAUUGACCGUUUCAGUCACGGCCCACCUCUAAAGUGUGCUGGCUCUUUCCAGCUAACAAUGUCAAUUUGAGAUACUUAUAGUAAAGCCAGGGGAUAGGUUUCACAAAUGGCUUGCUCUGAAGAAGUCCAAACAGAUCUUAAUGGAACACUGUAGCUUCGAAAUAGGCAAAUAUGCUCAAAAAUGGUUGUCACAAAAGCACCAUCUGGAGUAGUAACUUUUGUGACAACCAUGAUUUUUGUCACAACCCGAUAUGGACUUAUUGUGGAUAUGCAGAAAUUUCCGACACUGUUUGUUCUGUAGGCAAUGUCCUUAUGGCUUGCUUCUGGUGAAGGGUUUUGCCAAGUGCAUUUAUAGUGUAGAGGGCAGGGAUAAAAUGAAAAAAAAAUGCUGAAGGAAAAAUCAAGGUCUGGAUUGGAAUGAUGUGUAAAUGAUUGCUUUAAGCAAGGGAUUUUUUUUCCAGAUUGUUGGAAGAAUUCUGUUCGUACUUUAUCGAAAUUUUCUGUGAGGAGUGUGUAACAAACAUUUGACAUACAUCUUUCUGACAUUUGCCAUGGAACGAAUCCUUGGUUUUGAAUUAAUGCAUAGCCCAAAGGACCUCACUGCUUUCACUCAUCUGGAGACACUGAAAAUCCAGGAGAGAGAAUUUGAUCAGAACUUUACAAAACCAACAAGAAUACGCUGUCUUAGUUUGGUUUGGUUUGGUUGUAGAGUAAUACGAGUUGAGUUUUGUACAAAUAUGGAAGCAAGCACAAAGUUACGAAUUUCGGCACAGUUUUGAUGAAACUGAGCGUAUUCUUUUUAUUUUGCUUGCCCAAACCGUUUUAUUAUAAAAAAAUGAACCAAACAUAGCAGCAACAUUUGCACUCGAUGGCACUUCUGUCCACACAUCACAUACAUACACAUGUAUCUCUCUCUCUCUCUCUCUAUGUUUGUCAAAGAAAGUACUAAUUGUCGAGUUGUGAUUGAAGGUUUACAACACAAUCAAGUCAUUUUGUGUGGGGAGUCGAAACGGGAAGACCUGCAUUAAAACAGUAAUGCUGAUUCCAAGUUUUAAA